This is a messenger RNA of Rhopalosiphum padi (bird cherry-oat aphid), 7215 nucleotides long. Its product is annotated as BUD13 homolog. The record is from RefSeq and is a predicted model, not a curated record. Lineage: Eukaryota; Metazoa; Arthropoda; Insecta; Hemiptera; Aphididae. The coding region runs from base 303 to 2924 and encodes 873 amino acids. The transcript has 9 exons.
AUACCCUAUGCUUAUGUGCAUAUGUGUAAAAUGUACAAUACUACAAUAUGUUUAUUAUAUUUGUAAUUUUGUAUUGACAUUUAUUUAGUUCUGGCCUCCUGGGAGACGAGAAUUCGUAUAAAAAUCUAUAUAGUUUACAUUGUUUAUUGUUUUUUCUUUUUAAUUAUUACUACAUUAUUAUUCGUGAUUCGUGUACUUUGCAAAUUGUAUGUUGUAACAAUAUGUUUCAAUCUUUCUAGUUUUUUGUUUGUGUUUAAUAGAAAAUUCAUUAACAUUUAUUAAAGAGGAUUAAUAAAAGAAAAAUGGAUUAUAAUAAUAUUGAUGAAGAUGAUGUUGAAAAAUUACGCCUAGCUGCACUUAUGACAUUCAAAAAGAAAUCUAAUUUGCCAAUAAAUGCAAUAAGUAGUACAUCUGGAGAAUUUAAUAAAUUUGGAAAUGGUAAUUCCUUUAAUAACUCUGCAAGAAAUAAUAGAGGACGCUUUCCAGCGCCAAAUAGACUGUAUAAUAAACGUACAUAUGCUAAUGUUGGUUUUCGAAGACCACCUCACGCAAACAAUAAUUUGAUUGCUAUUAUACCAAUGGAUAGCGAUGGUGAUUCGCUAAAUGAUUCAAUAUCCAAAAAUUUACCUAAAAAUAUUAAUUUAAAACAUGCAUCUACUUCAGAUUCCUCCAAAUUAACCAAUUUUCAGAAUAUAAAUAAUGAAGUUUCUACAAAAUUUAGCAGAUUAGAUAAUGAAUCUGGUUCUGAAGAAAGUGAUGAUAGUGAAGCAGAAGAAGAUGGGAAAGAAGAUUCAGAUGACGGAGAUGUCUUAUUAUUGGGCGAAGAAGAUGAAGAUUUAGAUGAUCUUGAUAAAUUAAUGGACAUUAUGGAGGCUGAAAUUGCUGGUGGAGACGUAAAAUCAUCUAAAAAAGAAAAGAAAAGCUUAAAACAAAAAAGUAAAAAAGAUAAGAGUACUGUAAAAAAUAAAUUAAAUGCUAAAACUAAAAUAGAUGAACCUCCUAUAAUUACUAAUCAACCUAAGAUUAUUGAAGAUACAAAACCUCAACUGAAUCUACCCGAAGAAGAAUUAGAAUCUAUAAAAACUUUAGAUGAAAUAAGAAACUCCUCAUCACAAUCUAGUUUAUUGAAAUCACGUAUACCUUUGAGAUCUCCAUCACCACCCAUUAGAAAAAGAUCAAUAUCUCCUUAUAGUAAACUUCAAAGAAGGUCACCAUUGUCAAGAUCACCACGAAGAAGAUCUCCUUCACUUGACAGAUAUAGAUAUUCACCACUACGAUCAAGGCUCUAUCGUAGAUCUUUAUCACCUAGAAGAUCACCUAGACGUAUGUCACCUUUAAGGGAAAAAAAUCUUUCUCCAAGACGAUAUUCACCUCUUAAAUCUCGUUAUCCUUAUCGUUCACCAUCUCCAAGAAGAAGACGUAGAUCUUUAUCACGAGAUAUAUCACCUAGUAGAAGACGGUUAUCACCAUUAAGGAGAAGAAGUAGAUCUCCACACAAAAUUAAAUCUAAAUCAAGAUCACCUAAAGUACGACCAGCUGUUAGAAGAAGAUCACCUAGUCCAUUAAAAAAAGUUAUAAGGUCAAGACCAAUAUCUCCUCUAAAUAUUCGCCGUAAAGAUAGUAAAAGUAUAGAUGAUGAUCACUUAAAGAAAAGAGAAAAGAUUAAAACUGUUGAUAAUCAAGUGGAAUCGAGAUUAAUAGAUCCAGUUUUAGAAGCAAGAAAAAGGAAAUUUGAAUCUAACAAGCCAAUUGAACCAUCAAGUAAAAAAAUUAUUUUGAAAAAAACAAAUUCAGUUCAAGUAGCAAUUCAAACUGAAAGCAAAGAAACUCAAAAUGAAAUAAAUGAAUUAGAAAUAAAACCAAAAACUAACCACUUAGCUAAGAAAGUAAAAAAAGUUGCACAUUCCUUCCCAGUUCCAAAAAAUAUUAGCAUAAAAAUGAAUAACGAUUUGGAAAAUGGACAACUAAGAAGAGUUAUAAAAGUAAAUACUUCAGACAAAAUUUGUAAUAAAAAGCGACCAAGGAUUGUAUUUGGACAUGAAGAAAAAAAUAAGACACUUAUUGAAGAAGCUGAGAAGUUUGAUCAACAUACUAAGAAUAUUCCUAAAUCAAAUACCACUGUAACAAAAGUAUUGCAUUCUGAAGCAGUUGAAGUAUCUAGUGCAUCAGAAGAAGAAGAAGAAUUAUCAGAAGAAGAAGUAUCUGAGGAAGAAGUAUCUGAAGAAAAUGUAGAUGAAGAAAGUGAAAAAGAAGAUGGACAAGAUUCCAGUGAUAGUUGUGAGGAAUAUAUUGAAGAGGAAGAAGAGAUUGCAGAACUUCAACCAGGAGUCGAUGAUAAAAAGGAAUCCUUGCAACAUAAUGAUACAGUUGAUCUUAGAACAGAACUAAAACGAAGGAGAGCUCUUCGGUUAAAUAUGAUUCAAGUGGAAGUUAAAAAGAAACCAGAAUCAUUUUAUCCUGCGCGGUUAUUACAGUCAGCUAUAAGAGGCGUUGUUGGUUCAAGCAGUACUAAUGAAGUUAAAAGAAAAAAACAUUCUAAAAUCCCAGAAAUUAGCAUAAAAACAGAAAGUAACUCAGAUGGUCGAAGAGUAAUUGUAAUGAAUCGAGACAACACAAGGACUGACAAUGUUCAUGAAGAUUAUAAUGAUGCAGUAGAAUCAUAUGCCAGUGUCAAACGUCUAAAGGGUAAAUUAAAGAAAGCACCAGUACGUUUGAGGACAACAGGUGUUAAUAAUGAUAACACAAAUCAAAAAGGACUAAGGAAGAUCAUAAAGCGUAACAUUAAUGUUACAGAUUUCGAUCAGGUAUUUGAUGUCCUAAUCACAUGCAUUUUUAUCCUAUUGGUCAAUUUAUUAUAUGACUACUAUUUUGUUUUCAAUUCACUAUUAUGGAGUUCUCUAAAAUUCAAAUUAAUUGUAGUUUAGUUUAUUCUUUCUGGAUCGUAAUAGCAAUUAAUUAAUUUUUAUUCAUAGAUGUAUAUUAUUUACAUUCCAUUCUUCAAAUAUUAUAAUUUCUAAUUCCUGAUAAGUGCAAGCUUUUUUAAAUUUUUUAGUUUAAUCUUAUUGGUAUAUAAAUAUGAAUUUGGGACGUAAUUAAGUGUGUUGUAUACUUAAUUCAUUUAAUAUAAUAAAUUACUGAAAAAUUAUGAGUACUGAGUAUGAUAUAGAACAUUUUUACUCUUAAAAAAUAGUUAAUACAAAAUAAUCAAUUUCAUAAAAUUAAAUAUAUGUAAGCAUUUUAAUUUUAAACUCUUAAUUAAAUUGUCUAUUAUUAUAUACUAAUCUUUUUUCUUUUAAUUCCACAACAUAUGUGGCUCUUAAACCAAAAAAAGAAAAAUAUUGAUCUAAUCUGAGCAAUAUGACUUGAAGUAAAUGUAUUCUUAGGAUAUGUAUAACACGAUUAUCAUAUACUAAAACGUCAAUUAUUAUUUUCAUCUGAUUUUAAACUUCAAAAAAGUUUGAAUAUAUAAUAUGAAUACCCCACAUUUACAGUAUUAAAGAUAAACAAAUUCUAAAUAACAAAAAUUAAAUUUCUUUAAUAAUUACCUACCUAACUAAAGACUGAUUUUUUCUUGAAUUUAUAAGACUGAUAAUUUGUUUCAUGAAACAUUAAUUUUUGACGUUAAUGUCAACCAGCUUUUAUUGAUUUAAAUUAUUUUUAUGUUUUAUUGUACCUAUUAUGUUACAUUUUUCAUCGUGUACAUAACUAAGAAUUAUGGACUUAAAAUUAAAUGAUAAAUAAAAACUAUAUUAAUAAUUUUGUCUAAAGCUAUAUCUAUGUUCUAUAGAUCUCAAAUAUACUAUAUUUUUAUGUUUAUUCUUUUGGUAACUUUUAUUUUUAAUAUAUUUUAAUUGCAAUAAAAUAGUUUCACAAUAAAUUGCAAUAUUUACUUAUGCUAGUCUUUUAUUUUACAUGGUAGAAAUUUUUCAAUUAUUUAACUAUUUAGUACAUAUUUAAAUAUUAAUUAUGACUACUUAUGAUCUAUUUAUAAUUCUGUUCUUAUAGUUCAUUAACAUUAUUUAAUGUUAUUAUUUUUAUGUUAAUAGUUAUUUAUAAAAAAAAAUCCUAUAAAUUAUAUUUACUAACUUAGUCUUUCCAAAUGUCCUGUUUAAAUAACAAUUUAUUUUUAAGUAAAUAAUGAACACAAUAUUAUAGUUAUUAUAAAAUAGUUAUUUAAUUUUUGAUAUUAAAAUGUAUAAUGGAACGGAGUGAAUGUUUUAUUUAAUAUUUAAAAAAUUGUUUACAGUGUUGAAUAAAAGAUCUUAAUUUAGAAGUUAUAAAAAUAAUAAUUGCAUAAUAGUCCUAUCUUAUUACUCAAGCAUUGCUUGCUAAGAUUAGAUAUAACUUUUAAAAAAAAUUAAAUUUUGAUGAGCAAUUGUUUAUAUUUAAUUAUAUUUAUUCAUAAACUAGAAACUUGAUAAUAAAAUAUUAUUUUAAAGUACAUUUAACAAACAAAAUAUUUGCUAAUUAGACAAAUAAAUUAAUAAAAAAAACUACUGUUGAUAAUAGGUUAUAAAAUAGUUUAUUAGUUUGAUUUAUAUUGCAAUAGAAGUAUAUGUAGUACAUAUUAUUUUUACAUCAUAAUAUGUUAAACUUAAUUUUAAUCAAUUUUGAAAUAGAAAAAAAUUAUAGUUUAAAUCUUGAAAUAUGUUUAAUAGCAAGUGUUUUUGUUCAUGGAAUUAUGAAUGUAACUAAAGAUAAAAAUAUUAUCCAAAUAAGAAAAAAACAUUUUACUGGCAUUAAUUUUUCGUAUGCUCAUUGUCUAAACACUAGCCAUUUUAUGAUUGGUUUCCAUCAUUGAGAAAACUACUGAUCGCUCUGUGUUUUCUACACUGUGUUGAAAGAUUAGUUGAAUAUAUUCUAAUUAUAAAUAACAUAUUAGCAAUAUAUUAAGUACACAAAACACAAUACGACACAAUGUAGAUUAAACUCGGGUUAAGAGAACAUUAUAUUUGCUUGUGUUGUCUCCGUUUUACUAACAUAUAACAUAACAAAUUUUACAGUUAAGAAGAAUAGAUUUUAAUAAUAGAGUUAGCUUAAAUAUAAUCUUGAGCAAUUUUAUUUUUUUAUAUUUUAAACAGUAUUGUAAAAAACAAAGUAAAACGGAAUCUUCAAAAUGUUAAAUUUGCAUGUGUUAGUAAAACAGAGGUAACAUGUACAUGUAAUGAAUUAUACUAUAGUUGUAUAUUACAGUGAAAAUAUUGAGUCACUAACACAUAUAGACAGAAAACAAUAUUUUUUUUAACUGUAAAAAUUAUCCUUUAACAAAACUAGAUGUCCCCAUACAUUUUGUUAUCCAUUAAUUUCAGAAAAUAUAUACAUACAGACCCAAGUUCAUAUAAAAUUCCCAUCUAAAAAUCAUUUGCAAUUUUUCAUCUGUUUUUAAGUUAUAUAAGUUAUACACAUACAACAAACAUAAUUUAAUUUAUAUAUAUACUAGAUAAUACUUGAAAAAUAAAAUCACAUAUGAUGUAUUAAUUUUAUUAGUUAGAUAUUAUGCAAUACAAUUAUAUUCAUCAAAUAAAUAUUUAAAAAUAUUAGACAAUAUUUUGAAGAUGAUUAAGUCUCAAUCAACACUGUAAUGUUUAAAAUAUUUUUUGAUAUGAAAGCAAAUAAUACUACUUUAUUAUUUAUGGUAUUUUGUAGUCUUGUAUAAUUGGGUUUAUAUCUAAUGUACUAACAUUAAACAAAAAGUAUAAAUUUGGUUUAUAUUAUAUUUGUGAUAUUAUGUGAUAAUUAUUAAUAACAAAUUAUGUUAAUUUUAAAGUUAUAUAUUACAUUUAAUUUUGUAAAUAAUUAAACAUAUAUGUCCAUUUUACAAAACAAAGUCUAUGUAUGUUUAAUAAUAGUUAUUUAAACUUAUUUUUAAUAUAUAUAUUUUAAAAUUGUUUGUUCUAAGAAUGUCGUAUAUCAUUUAUUACUAUUAUUUGAUGAUUUUCUGUCAUAAAAAGACUAUUAUAAUUCCAAUUCUAAUUUAAUAUCAGUUUUAAUAUAAAAUGAAAUGUAAUAUUUUGAAAAAACAAUUUGAUUUAUAUUUAUUAUUUAUUAGUCAUAUUAAUUUUUAUACAUGUCAUUAUAUUUUAUUUAAAAUAAGUAAUUACUAUAUUAUAUUUGUUGUGAUUACUUAAGAGUUUUUACAAUUUAGUAUUGUUAUUAUUUUAUAAUUUUUGUUUGCCCUAUUUUUAUUUCUAAUUGUAACAUUUAAUUUUUCUUAUGCGAUUUAUUUUAAGUCUACAAAGUACAUGUAUUACAUGCUGUAAUUGGUAAUUUUAAUAUUAAUUUAGCAGUUAUAUUAUAAAUAAUAGGGCUUACAAAUAUGAAAUAUGAAUUAUGUUUUAUUUUGUAAAACGGACAUUUUGUAAAUAAAAAUUGUAUUUAGUUAUUUUGUUCACUCCGUUUCGUGAUUGUUAAACCGUUUUAAAAUUUGUGAUGUAUUGAGUAAGUGAUCCGAAUGUUGUCAAUUUUUAACCGAAAUAUGAAUUUUUAUAUUUUGUCACAGAUGUAGGUAUCCAAAAGCAUUUUCUACAACAAAACAACACCAGCGGCAUUUUAUUAUUAUAAAAAAAUAUUAUCAUUUUCAACUUGGAUGACUAUCAACUUGUGACCACUUUAAAUGUUUUGUUGUUGCAUAUAAAUGUUUCUAUUAUUAUUAUUAUGUAUACAAUUUCAUACAUAUUUUGUGUAUUCGUUAUUUUUGUUUGUAAUUAGUUAUUAUAUACCUUUGUAAUUAUGUUUACCAAUUGUAAACAUUUUAAACAUUUGACAAAUAACAAAUGUUAUUUAAUAUUAUAGAAAAUUAUUGUUUUAUAUUUGAAUUAUAUAUAUAUACAUGCAUACAUAUAUAUAUACAAACAUAUAAACAUACACGUAGGUAUCUUAUUUUUUAAUACCUAUUUUUGUUUUUUUUUUAUAGAAUUGUAUUAUUAUGGUAGCCUAAAGCUUUUAAAAUUAAUUUCAAAGCUGUUAAGUGUAAUAGGAUAUAACUUUAAAUGAUUAUUGUUCUUAUUUUCUAUUUUUUUUUUUUUUUAAUUAUUGAACAAUGAAUACUUGUAAAUAUAUAAGUAUAAAUUAUUAUUAUGUGACCUAAAAAAAUAUUUUAAUUAUUUUUUUCAAUAUAAUGCGUGUAAUGAGAUUAUAAGUAAACGUCUGUGAUUAUUUUUCAUAUAUAGUUGUAAGAAAUAAAUACAUAAAGUAAACAAUUUAUCAUGAUCAUUA